Molecule: messenger RNA, 4536 nt
Organism: Sciurus carolinensis (gray squirrel)
Lineage: Eukaryota; Metazoa; Chordata; Mammalia; Rodentia; Sciuridae
Gene: Pdcd6
Product: programmed cell death 6
Exons: 6
Coding region: 705-1274 (189 amino acids)
Molecular function (GO): calcium ion binding
Source: RefSeq, a predicted model, not a curated record
GACGGCCGCCCGGACGAGCGACAGGCCAAAGCGGAGCGGCGAGCGCGCCGGCAGCCGCUGCCACCCUCCCGGGCGCCGGCCGGCGCGGAGCAGGGUCGGCAGCGGAGUCCGGGACGACGAGGCCGUCCCGCAGGGGAGGCGGGCCGGCGCCGCGUCAGGACGGAGCCCAGGCAGGCCGGGGUCUCGCUCUGGACGCGAGGCUCGCUCCGCCGCGUCCCAGCUACCUGCCGUCGCCAGUCCAGCGCGGCGGCGCCGCCUUCGCCAAGGGCGGCGGGGGCGGGCGUGUGGAACGGGGCGUCCUCCGGGUUCGCGUCCACACUUUUCCUCCCACACAACGUGGCGUCAUCCACCCACUGAGGCCUUCCGGCAUCGCUUCCCACCCCGGUCCGGGCGCACUCUGGAAGCCGGUCCGCCCGGAACCGGCCUUCCGUUCCCCGCGGCUUCGCGGCGCUGCGCGAGGGCAAAGGCGGGCUGGGCGCGGUGGCCCCGCAGGAGGCACGGCCCCAGCCGGCGGGGCGGACGCCCGGCGUUGCCUGGCAACCGGGUCGCGAGUUAUUGGCCGCGCCGGGCCCCGUGACCCGAGGACUCGCACUUCCGGCGCUCCCGGAAGUGUCGUGCGCGGCGUGGGCGCCAGGCCCCGCCCCCGGCUGAGGCGGAAGCGGAGCCGCCCGGGUCGAGCCGCCCUGCCACCGGCGCCUGGGUCCAUGGCCGCCUACUCCUAUCGCCCCGGCCCGGGCUCCGGCCCGGGGCCAGCUGCGGGCGCGGCGCUGCCGGACCAGAGCUUCCUGUGGAAUGUCUUCCAGCGAGUUGAUAAGGACAAGAGUGGGGUGAUAUCAGACAAUGAACUUCAGCAAGCGCUGUCCAAUGGCACGUGGACCCCGUUUAACCCAGUGACUGUCAGGUCAAUCAUUUCUAUGUUUGACCGGGAGAACAAGGCUGGUGUGAACUUCAGUGAGUUCACAGGCGUGUGGAAGUACAUCACAGACUGGCAGAACGUCUUCCGCACCUACGACAGGGACAACUCCGGGAUGAUCGACAAGAAUGAGCUCAAGCAGGCACUCUCAGGCUACCGGCUCUCUGACCAGUUCCAUGACAUCCUAAUUCGGAAGUUUGACAGACAAGGACGAGGGCAGAUCGCCUUUGAUGACUUCAUCCAGGGCUGCAUUGUCUUGCAGAGGCUGACAGACAUAUUCAGACGUUAUGACACGGACCAGGACGGCUGGAUUCAGGUAUCCUAUGAGCAGUAUCUCUCCAUGGUCUUCAGCAUCGUGUAACGCGAGCCUCGUGGACAGCAGCACAACGUAUGAGAAAAGACUGAAAUGCCAAAUUCCUCCUCUACACAUCGGGACCCAGACGCAGUUGGAUGCUGAUCUUCCGUCAGAUCUUGUGGGUUAACACUUGGGGACCUGACUGUACAUAUGUGGAUAAGCGACUAGGGCUUUGCAGUUGUAGCAGCCACUAUGUCAUGGUAACAACCCUGGGCUUGCUGGCCUGCUAACUGUGCCGUGAGGCUAAGCGCAGUGAUGAAGGCUCAGGUGUUCUGCUCCCAGAAUGUAUCACGUGCUUCCCCAGAUCUCCAGCUCUGCAGUGGAGAUGCUUCUGUCAGCCAAUAGAAUCUUAAAGUAAUGUGGAACUUGCACAGAAGGCUUUCAUGUGCCUUACUUUUCUAAAAGGAGUUUGUUGUAUUCAUUGGAACAGGCAACAUAAGCAAUAAAGGUACAGACUCAAGGCCCGCUUUUAGCUUCUCACAUCAAACAGGGAAGAAACGUGCCCAUGUCCCCAGCAUCCACCAUCUUAGACACACUCGCUUGCCUGAAGCUACGUCAGGUGAGACCAGUAGGACAGGGAGACAAGGCGUCCCACAGAGAUGAGGCCAUCCAUGGCAGCCCCACGCCCGCUGCACAGCCCCAUCAGCUUUGCACGAAGGAUGGUGGGUGGUGUACUCAGAUUGGGGAGGGUGUAAGGACCUUUGGGUUCUGGUGGGUGCCACUGACAAGACAUGGGUGUCCACAGGGUCCACUGGGGCCUGGCUGGCCUAGGAUGGGCCUGAGAGGCAAGGGCUUCUUGACCGUGACGUCUGGUUGGUGGGAUCAUUUGGGGGCUGUGAUGGCAGAGUGGCAUUGUAGAUGUCACUAGCUAAGGGCCUGUGGGACUUUGUGUGAUUCCAUUGCAGGGUUUCCUGGGGAAUAUGAGGAUUUCUACCCAUAUCCAUGAUGGUCACCUCCUGGACUUUGACAAGCUGUGACCCAGACCCACAGCUGACCCCACCCCAGUCCAGUGAGGUCAGUGUGUGCACCCCAGACCACAGGCCCAGUGUACUUUGCCCCCUCAUUGUUUCAUGACACCUGCCUAUCUUCCAGCGAAAGCCCCAGUCACCUCCACUCCCUCUGGGGUCCCAGCUCCACUCCACGGGGGGUCACUUGCUGCUGGAGGAGCAUGUGGAGGUUGCUCCUCAUCUCAGCCCACAGGCCCCAUGAUCAGCCCACUCAGUCUCGUCUCCCUGCUCUUGUGCCUCAGUACACCUGCACCACACACCUGAGAAUACUGUGCUGCACAUCUGAGAACAGUGCCUAACCACACGUCCAAGAGUACCCGUGCUGCACACCUGAGCACAGAAAGUACCUAGCAUACCUGAGAGCACCUGAGGACAGAAUAGCACACCUGAGAACAGUACCUGUACUGCACACCUGAGAACAGAGUGCCUAGUCAUACACCUGAGAUCACCUGUGACACACACCUGAGGACGAAGUACCUAGCACACCUGAGUGCUGCACACCUGAGAACAGAGUGCCUAGUCAUACACCUGAGAGCACCUGUGCCGCACACCUGAUGGUGGAGUACCUAGCUACACCAGAGUUCCUGUGCUGCACAACUGGGAAUGGAAUUCCUGUGCUGCACACCUGAGAACAAAGUACCUAGCCCCACUCCCAAGAGUGCCCAUGCUACACACCUGGGAAUGGAAUAUUUGCCAUUUACCUGAUAAUGUACCUGCUGCACACCUGAGAAUGGAGUACAUGUGCCACACACGUGUAUCUGUGCCACACAACUGAGGGAAGUACCUGUCAGGGUUCAGUGUCUUAGGGUCUGAGCUCGAUGUGGUCUGAGUUGCUUUCAAGAAAUCAGAAUGGCUGGGCUGGAAUGUUCUGGCCAGUGGAGACCAUGGCCUGUGAACUGAGGUGGGGACUUCACUGCUGUUCCCCGAAGGCCUGAGGGUCAUGGUCAGUGGUGGGGCAGGUGCUUACCUGAAGUGGAGCACGGCCCCCGCCCCCGCCCACCCACUGCAGACUCUGAGCAGGUCCCUGGUGGGCACUGGGCAGAAAGAUCCAGGAGCCUGGGAAAGGGGCCCAGUGAAAUGCCGCGCCUCCCUCUCCACCCCACCAUGGCACCCUCAGCCUGCGGGACACACCACAGAGGACCUGCCAGCCCUGGGAGGGUGCUCAGCAGCUGCAGAGGCUGAGGGCUGCUGGCGUCCCAGUGCAAGUGGCUGUGGGCUGUGGCCUGGACACUUGUGUCGUAGGCAGUCCAUCCUGUUGUCCAUGCAGCUGGUUGUCAGGAUGGAGUGAGUGGAGAGCCAGUGGCAGUGUGGACAAGGCACCACCUGGGGAGCCCAGGCCUGCUGAGAACUGCAGCAAGUCCUCUCCUAGGUCCUCAAGACCACACUCCCUCCUGCCACGUGCCGGUGUGUGCACAGAUUGCACCUUGUCUGAGCAGAAAUGAAGAAGCCACUCUCCACUCUGGAGUCCCCCUUCCUGAGGGGAAACAGGCCAUGGAACGCCAAGGCUGUCCCUCCCAUGCCACCACCUGGUCACUGUGGAGCCCACAGCCUAGGCAGAGGUGGUGUGAGCAGGUGCAGGGAGGGGCAUCAGGGUCAGAAGAGGGGCUGAGGGAUCCGGUCUCCUGCCAUGGGCUCGUCAGCCCCCAGGAUGCUCCUGCCAGAUUCUUCCUGCUAACCGGGGGCCUCUGCCACUGGGGGGUGAGCAGCCAGAACACUCUAUGUGACCUGAUCACGUGGGUCGAGGGCCGGCCACACUCCUGGCUUCUCAGCAUUAAGGGCAGCUUGUGAGUUCACAUGGUACCCGUGUAUACGUGCAUGUGAGAUUAUCUGACUGGCGUGUGAGUCCCCAGAAGUUCAGGAGCUGCGUGUUGUGUCUCUGAGAGACAGACAUACUGCCUGGUGGACAGGUAAAGGGAAUUCUUGCCUGCCUGGAUCUGCUUACCAUUCCUGAGUGCACAAUCCAGCGGUGUUAAUAAUCUUCACUUUGCUGUGUGGUCUUCGCCACCCACCAUCCCCAAACCUUCCGUCUCCCAAAACCGAAGCUCUGCCUGCAUUCAGUACGAGCUCCCACCCCUCAACCCUGAAACCCCCUUCCACCUCUGAGUCCAACGACUGACUCUAGGGAUCUCAGCGGAGUGGAACCCUGCGGCACUUGUCCUGUUCAAGUGUACUUCCCUGAGCACAAUGUCCUCGAGCUUCUCCCAAAUUGUUUCAGGUGUGGGAAUGUUCUUUUCAAGGAAGAAUAAACCAUGGAGGUGUGA